AAACGCAGAAUAAGCGAGCGCGCAGUCGAACACCAUUUAACCGUUACAGUUAGUUUGCUUUCGUGCGUUUUGUUUUGAUCGCGCUCUUCCCUUGAAGAAUUGUAGCUGAUAUUUUUUUUGUUCUUUUCUUAUUGUGAAUAACGCGACAAAUGCGUUUGUGUGUGUUGUGUGUGCUUGCAACAUUUUUACCUGUAUAUGCGAAAGUCUGCAAGCUGCUUGAAUCCCAAAUGUAUUAGUCAUGAUCGCGAACGCUCGUUGCCGCAAUUUUGAAUCAUCCGACAGGCCCCCGGCCCCCUGCCCCCCCUUGGCCUGCAGCAGGCCCCUAACUCAAUGCGCUCAGCAUUCGUGAAUAACCCGGCGGCAACAGCGAGCGCAAAUCGUUAACUGUUUACAUUUGUCAGAGCUGGCUUAAGUUCAGUUAAGUUCAGUUCACCUGAGUGAAGUUUUGGCUCAGUUAUUACUCAUAAACACCUGAGCGCUGACUUUGGGUCGCAUCGCAGCGAGAUUUGCUCUCUAACAGCUGCAAUUACGUGAAAUAAUCAACAAACUAAUGUCUGAUAAGCACAGCGGGUCGAGUAAGUGCGUCAUUUGUGAUUUGUGAUCGGUGAUCGGUGAUCAGUGAUCAGUGAUCGGUGAUCGGAUCGUGAACGUCAGCACAGCUGGGACAAGUUGUCUACCUCUACGAAUCGCAUGUGCCACACCAGAAGGCCAGCAUGAAUGACGACACAACUGCUAGUCCCAGUCCGAGUCCGGGCCUGGGCUAUGGCAUGGAUGAUAUGCUGUCUGCGGCGCCGACGGGCCCAGCGAGCGGCCUGGAUGCUGUGGACGAAAGCGGCUUCUCGCAAUCGCUGUUGACCUUUGCGGCGAUCAUGACCUUUCUGAUCAUGAUCGUCGGCAUUUGCGGCAACUUUCUGACCGUUGUCGCGCUCCUCAAGUGCCCCAAGGUGCGCAAUGUGGCCGCCGCCUUUAUCAUCAGCCUUUGCAUAGCGGAUCUGCUGUUCUGCGCCGUGGUGCUGCCCUUUCAGGGUCUGCGCUUUGUCCAGGGCACCUGGCGGCAUGGCCCGGUGCUCUGCCGCCUCAUUCCGUUCAUCCAGUACGGCAACAUUGGGGUCUCGCUGCUGUGCAUCGCGAUGAUCACGAUCAAUCGAUACGUGAUGAUCACCCACCAUGGCUGCUAUGCACGGAUCUAUAAGCGCCACUGGAUCGCGAUCAUGAUCGCCGCCUGCUGGCUGGUCUCCUAUGGAAUGCAGCUGCCGACGCUGCUUGGGGCGUGGGGUCGAUUCGGCUACGAUGCCCGGCUGCAGACGUGCUCCAUAAUGAGCGACGCGCACGGGCACAGCAGCAAGACGACGCUGUUCAUAACGGCCUUUGUGAUACCCUGCCUGGUGAUCAUAGCCUGCUAUGCGAAGAUCUUCUGGGUGGUGCACAAGUCCGAGCAGCGGCUCAAGCGGCAUGCCAACAAACAGAACUCCAUACCCAACAAUUUGCGGCCAGUGGCCGCCGCGUCUCCCGCUGGCCAGGAUGGACCAGUGCAGCCGGCCGUGGUGGCGGCGGUGGCGGCGGCGGCGACAGCCAGUCGUGUGUCCACCGACAGCAGCAGCAGCUACUCGACGGAUGUGCCCGAGGCGUUGACAGUUGCAGGCAAACAGCCGCCGCCGCAGUCGCGGGUCAAGGAUCAGCGUGAGGUGCGCGCCAAGCGCAACGAGUGGCGCAUUACCAAAAUGGUGCUGGCCAUAUUCCUGUCGUUCGUCAUCUGCUAUCUGCCCAUUACGAUAGUCAAGGUGGCCGACAAGGAUGUGGAGCAUCCCAGCCUGCAUAUCUUCAGCUACAUCAUGCUCUACCUGUCCGCCUGCAUCAAUCCGAUCAUCUAUGUGAUCAUGAACAAGCAAUAUCGCAAGGCCUACAAGACGGUCGUCCUCUGCCAGCCGGCCAGGCUCCUGCUGCCCUUCGGCAAGACGAACGGUGCCAGCAGCGCCGCAGAGAAAUGGAAAGAUACCGGAUUGAGCAACAACCACAGCCGCACCCUUGUCUCCCAGAUGUCCGCCGGCGCAGCAGCAGCAGCGGCGGCGGCGGCGGCGGUUGCAGCGACGUCGGCGGCGACGCCGCCGCCCGCAUCCGAUUGCCAGUCCUUGCCGGCGACCAAAGCGUCGCCUCAGUCACUGGAGCUGAUGUCCAGGUGUCCAGAUCUAAUAAAUCGAACGAAUCAGCCGCCAUUGGUUACGCCCCCGCCGCCAUCGGUAACGCUGGCAACGGCUCAACCGAGCAGCAGCAGCGGCGGCAGCCGGCUGCCGCUCAAGAAGAGCAAUCACUCCUACAUCAACAACGGCUUCAACAGCAGCGGGCACAGCCAGAACAGCGCCGUUUAUCGGCCCGCAGCUGGCUCCCCGCCGUCGGCGGCGGCGGCGCCGCUGCGUCGCAUCACCAUGGUGGGGGACGAUAUUAUACUGGAGGAGGAGGAACUGCCCGCAGUGCCCAGUCCGACGGCGACGGCGCUGUCAGUCAGCAAAGUAACCAAAUCGCCCAUCUACAUGAACGUCAACAGUCCGAAGAGAAACCAAUCUUAUAGCGACAAGGCUUCGGUCAAGGAUGCACUGCAGCAGGCAUCUGUCCCAUCCGACCAGGGCGAGGAUCAGCUGGAUGCUAGCAAAGUGCCCACAAAGUUUCCAAAUCCAAAAGACUAACGAAAUGCUUUAAUUCCAAAUAUCGUAACUGUUACAUUCCCCCCCACCACAGCUCCUUCCACCACUACGUACGUUAUAUAUAUAGUAUAUCGUACAUAUCGUUUAGCAUAUAUCGUAUAUUCAAUAUCGACUACGACAUAAUUAUAGGCAUAUACUACAUAUAUCACAAACAGUAUACUGAGCUCGCAAAUUCGUUUACGGUAUGUGCAUACAAAUAUCUAUGCCGUUAUGGUAUAACAUGUGUGUCGUCAAUUAUAUAUCGUGCUAUUAAUAACGUUUACGAUAAGCCAAGUUCUCAAUAUUGAUUGCGUUUAUAUAAAUAUGUAAAUCGACGUAUCAUAUCCUGUAUUUACCUAUAUCGUAAAUGGUAGAAUAUCCCCAACAUCGUUUACGGAGUGUACAUAUACGUUAUCGUAAACAGUAUAUCGUAUCUCUCAAUAUCGAUAUGUAAAUCGUAAAUGGUAGCUGGCACACGUUAUAUGAAUACAUGUAUAUGUAUCGUAAAUGUUAUAACAAGUACUCAGUCCCGUUUAAAUGCAUAUAUGUAUAUCGUAAAUCGUAAAACGUAAAUGGUUUAUUGUGCUCCCAAUAUCAGUUGUGGCACAUUCAUACAUAUAUAUCGUAAUCGUAACAUACUUAUAGAUAUUUAUCGCUGUCUGCACUUAGUAUUAACCCGUCUAUCUCCAAAUCCCUCAAGCUCAAACUGUAUAUGUUGUUCAAUUCUUAAAAUAUGUUAUCGAUAUGCAUAACCAUCGUUAAAGUCCGUAUCCGUAUGUCUGACAUAAGCAAGGCAACAAAUCCAUUUGAUAAAAUAUAUCUCCAAUUAUGAUUCAUUUAUGGAAACAUAUUUUCGAAUCUGAAAACUGUUCAAUUUGUUAAUUACUCAAUUUUGCUUAAUAAGAACAUUAUAUUUGUACAUUUCAUUAACAUUUUUGUCCACUGUUAACAGCUCAUGUUCAAGUUAUUAUGUUAUGCUUCCAUGUUACAGUUAUGGGCAAGAAACACUCAAUUGUCGAUCACGUUCGACUAGAGCUUAUUUAAUUAUUUUUAUAUAUAUUAUAUAUUUUUUUAAAUAUUAUUUAUAAAAUUGUAAACUAUCUUUUUUUUCCUUAUGUUUUUUUUUUUUUUCCUUACAAUCGUGUUGAGCUCCGAUUGGGUCUAUUGCGGACCUUGACCACAUUUGAUAGCUAGAUUGUUAACCCAUAUAGUAUGCCAUAAAACAUUCCAUAUAUGUAUUUAUAUAUAAACUAUAUCUGUAGCACUAACUAUAUAUGUUUGUUUGUACCUAUCAUAGCAUAGAUCCCUCGCACAUAUAUAUAUAUAUAUAUAUAUUUUAUAUGGGCUGCACUGUAAAGCAAUCGAAUAUACAAUAAUACUUAUACAAAACAAUUCGUUCAGUAAAUCUUAUGUGAACAUAUUUUAAUCAAUCUACAAAUAUUGGAAUAUGUAUUUUGCCUAGCCUAAUCAUAUUGCAGCUUAUCUCUUAUUGAGCUAGAGAAUUAGAGAGUAAGUGAGAGAGCGAGAGA
Molecule: messenger RNA, 4207 nt
Organism: Drosophila novamexicana
Lineage: Eukaryota; Metazoa; Arthropoda; Insecta; Diptera; Drosophilidae
Gene: moody
Product: G-protein coupled receptor moody
Exons: 5
Coding region: 714-2681 (655 amino acids)
Biological process (GO): G protein-coupled receptor signaling pathway
Cellular component (GO): membrane
Molecular function (GO): G protein-coupled receptor activity
Source: RefSeq, a predicted model, not a curated record